AUGGCUCAAAUGUAUCCGGCCGCUGCUUUAAGUUAUGUCGAGAAGACUCGUCAAGAGGCACACACUCUGUCUAAGACCAUCACUAAGUUUACUGGUUCCGAGAAUAUAAUGGCAACGAAGCGUGAGAUUGAGGAGGUCUGUGAUGAUCAUGGCUGGAGAGGAGUCGGGUGGUAUUAUUUAACUCGAUAUUCGUUGGAUCGGCCUAUCUGGAAUACCACAAUCGAUCUGAUGAAGGAGAAGGAUAUCCAGUUUGAUCGUGGCAGUGAAGAAGGUUAUGCAAAGUAUACUUCAUCUAUUCGGGAGACUCUCUGCCAAGUUUACUGUCAUGCUGUUCUUCGUAAAAAGCUAAAGGCUAAGUGGAACGAGUUGCAUCGUCGUACUAAUGAGACAUGUCGGCAAUUUCUUCUACGAGUUCAACAAUUACGUCGUGAGUUAUCGGGUGCUGAUAUCUCCAUAACUGAUGAAGAUGAGCUUUUUGCAUGGUCUCGUGGCCUAGGUAGUGAUGAUCGGUAUGGUGGUUGGAUUGCUGGUGGAGCAAUCAUUUGGCUACAAUCGGUCUAUCCAUCAUCUUCGGGCACAGAUUGCACUGCGAGCUGA
This is a messenger RNA of Perkinsus marinus ATCC 50983, 597 nucleotides long. RefSeq lists its product as hypothetical. The record is from RefSeq and is a predicted model, not a curated record. The transcript has a single exon. NCBI's taxonomy places the organism in Eukaryota, Perkinsozoa, Perkinsida, Perkinsidae. Bases 1 to 597 code for a protein of 198 amino acids.